CAUUGGUGCGUGGCAAAACAGUAUCCCCGUGGCUUUGAUGAAUUUUAACAGAAAAUUAAACAACAAAUUAAAUUAACGAAAUAAAAGCCAAAGUUAGUUUAAACACUCACAACUCGAGAAGGCGACAGAGCUAGGCUUUUAAUAACAAAGCAAAGCAUCGGUAAAAAAUUCGCCAUCAUGUCAUUCUCGAAAGGCAUAGCUUUCUCUGGUGGCGGGAUUCGAUCUGCUGCAUUUUGCUCCGGUGUGUUGCGUUAUGUUCUUCAACAUGAGAUCGUCUUGGAUUACUUGAGCUGCGUUUCAGGCGGUGGUUUUACCGGUGCCUCCUAUCUCGACUGGAAGUACCAUCACAACCAACAGGACAACCCAGAAUGGCACCAAGAGUUUUUUGAUCACUUACGCAAGCGUAGUGGUUUCUUCUGCUCGUGGAGAAACCCCUUCCUUGGAAUCAUUGAUUCCUUAAUGUUGGUUAUUCUCUGUGUUGUGGUGGCUGUCAUCUUUCCCGCUUUCACCACUCUUGCGUUUGCGCUACCCACAGCUUUCUCGGUGGAUUACAUAUUUGGGGAUAUACUUCGCGCAGGGUUUCACUGCCCGAAUGACUCUGCGCCCAAAAAUGCCACAGAGAGCGAAGGCUGUCUGUUUGUGCAGGGCCAUGAUCAAACAUUCACUCUGUUUGGUGUUGUUUGGGCAACCUGCGUAGGGUUCUAUGUAUUAAGAUUCCUUUUCCCUCCCCGUCAUUUCUCUAUUCGUAACAAGCUCAAAGUGUUUUAUGUAAGCGCUGGUUGUACGCUUCUAAUGACCUUUCUCCCGUGGUUUUUUGAAGUGUUUUUAAGGGUGCAUACUUCAGUGUAUGUCAACGGCUUUCUCUUGCUCGGAAGUAUUGCUCUGUGGCUUGGGUUUCCCCCACUGAGAAACACUGCCUCUUUAGCCUUACUGAUAUACGCUUAUGCCUAUGUAACAAAAUGGCGAGUUUAUAAAAGUCCAGUUUUACACAUCAGUUAUUCAGAUAAUCUCUUCUACAAGGCUUUACUUGGAUCUGCCAUACUUCUUUGGAUGACACCCUUUCUUGGGCUUUUCAAUAUGGGUGCAGUACAGACAUACAACAGAUGGCGUCUUCAAAAGGCUUUCUUCUCACCCCAGAGCACCGGGUGCCUAGGGUGUUCUGGGAUAUCCUUCCACGAUAUCAUACCGUUUUGCUCAUGUGCAGACACUCCAGAAUGGGAGAGACUGGACAAAGGAUUCGUUACCAUGGGUGACCUUGCAGAUAUGAAACCAGAAUACAUUUGUAACACAGUUGUGAAUAACUGGCAGAAGGAAGCAGGUGGGGUCGGGUCAAAAUCCUUUGAACUUCUCAUCCUCUCCCCCACGGGGAUAGAACGGCUGGAUGAGAAUCCCGAAGACAACAGCUUUGCUGGAAAAAUCCAACCACGUGAUCUUCCACUGUCUGACGUCAUGGCAACAUCAGCAGCUGUUCUGGCGCUGUAUAUGGGUGUGUUUGACGUCAGGGCUGAAACAGUGCGAAAUCUGCAAAUGGUGUUGGGAGUACACGGUGGAAAAUCCCUUAUAUCGGAUCCAAGCAGGGAUGUGGCGGGAUCAACAAUUGCUUGUUGUAGGUUUCUGCCAGUCAUUAUACAGCUGUUCAUUGUGGUUCCCGUAAUUCUCCCGCCAUUUCUGACUAACGACUGGCACGCUAUUUUGGUGGUCUGGUAUCUAACUAUUGUUGUCCUGGCGAUGGUUACCGCUGCCUUACCAACGGCUCCAGAAAAUAGCGGAUGUGCUGACAAGUUCGUGAGGUGGUGUACUGUAAACAUCUAUCAUGUCCGAUUUGCACGCCUUUUACUUCGGACUGUCGAUCUUGGUCCAGUUCCCCCGCCUUUACUCAACCUCAGCGAUGGCGGUCACAUCGAGCAGCUGGGACUUUUAGCACUUUUGAAAAAGAGGUUGAAGAAAAUCGUGGUAGUUGACGGAACCAGCGUGGGGGUAGGCCAAUCCGCUUCAGCGCAGUUACUCUGGUCUCUUGAUUUGGCGCGAAAGAGGCUGCGGUGUUCUUUUAGUGCAAUGGACGGCCGAGACAUUGUCGAGGAUCUCCGAAGCAAGCUCGAGGAAAUGCCCGACAAUUGUAAGCCUCGUUUCUAUAAGUUCAGGGUUGAUUAUUAUGAGAAGAAUGUGGAUGGCUUGAGCGAUGAGAAGGUUGGGGAAGGAGAAAUUCUACUGAUACUGCCACGACAUCCAGACGUGGGUAUAACCAACUCAACCGAGUCGUUGCGAUCAUGGACGGAUUGCAUACGUCACACUCACCAGCCAAUCAACAGCAAGCUCUGGGGACCUGGUCCAGACCUUGAGGCGGGAGAAGUCGACCGACUGACUGGCUGCUGCUGUGAAUGCUGUCACGUGACCUACUAUAAUAGCUGUUGUGGGAUUUUGUGUGGAUUCUUUCCUUAUCAUAAGACUCUCAACCAGUUCUUCACCCCCGCGAUGUUCAGUGCUUACCACAGGGAGGGCUACCGUGCCUGUCUAGACGCCGAUAUUGGACAGUUUUUAACCGAGGAGACUGGUGGAAAGAAAUAAGCGGUAAAGUCUAGUACCCAAGCGUCCUAUUAUGGCAAAGGGAUGAAGCGAAAACGACCACUCCAAAGUCAAACUAUUUUUAGCUUGUAGAGUAAUUGAUCAUAAAACUAUAAUCAGUCUCCUUUCCCAGGAUAAUUUUGCGCCCGAUUGUAUUUGAAAACUACAAGGAAAACAAACUCCGGCACCGCAUGUACAUCGAGAAUUGACUUCCUUCCAAGGUUCGCUCGGCGCUGGGAUAAUUUCCCCCGUAUUUCGCAACUGUAUCCGUUGACAAGGAGGGAAUAAAAGGGAUUUGCUUAGAGUUCGUCGCAAUCUGCCUCCACAACAAGUAUUUUAAGCGUAAAAAUUGCUACGCAAAUUGCUGUGGCGACGAGAUUCUGUCGCGCAGACGCUAGCUGAAACGAUAGGUGUCAUAAUUGAUUGCAGUUUCUAGAUGGGGGUAAGCCCGAGGGACGAGACACGUGAUGCACGAGGAUAGAAGCGCGAAAGAAGUAACGCGUGUCCUCACAUUG
This is a messenger RNA of Stylophora pistillata, 3077 nucleotides long. RefSeq lists its product as uncharacterized. The record is from RefSeq and is a predicted model, not a curated record. NCBI's taxonomy places the organism in Eukaryota, Metazoa, Cnidaria, Anthozoa, Scleractinia, Pocilloporidae.